Ramularia collo-cygni is the source of this 2373-nucleotide messenger RNA. RefSeq lists its product as uncharacterized. The transcript is spliced from 2 exons. Lineage: Eukaryota; Fungi; Ascomycota; Dothideomycetes; Mycosphaerellales; Mycosphaerellaceae. The coding region runs from base 1 to 2373 and encodes 790 amino acids. The record is from RefSeq and is a predicted model, not a curated record.
AUGGCUGAGGUGGACGACCUGAGCGACGUCUUCGGCGAGAACUCCUUCACGAAUGCCAUCCCGCGUCCUGGCACCGCACGUGUCGCGAAGGAGCGGAUGCGCAGCCAGCGCAUUCCAGGCAGUGUCCCAUGGCCGACCAGCAUGAAUGACACCAUCCUCCGCAACGUCGAGGCCGCGCUCCCUCAGGCGCGCCCGUUUCAAGAGGAGAUUCUCGAGAAGCUGAACAUCAACAGCGGCAACUCCAUUGUCGCCGCAGGCGACGAGAAUGUUCUGAUUCGCACCCCGAGCGACAACGGCGCUUCCCUCGCCGUCAUCAUCCACAUGCUGCUCACGAUCAAACCGAUCGUCGACACCCUCCCUCCAAUCACUGGCCGCAUGGUCCACCCAACUCUGGCUAUCGCCGUGACCGAUACAUGGGAAGCCGCUGACAGGCUGUUCGCGUGGGCGCGCGAUUUUUUGUCAGGCACGAACAUCUUCGUUGGUCUGUGGCACGGUAAAUCGGACCGGUCUCGCGAUGGCCCAGGCGACAUCGACGCCCAGCACAUCCUCAUCACCACCGCUGGCAUGUUUAAGACCAAAUUCCAGCGCCAGGAGCUUGAUACUCGCCAGCUCCGCAUUGUGGCCAUUCUUAAUGGUGACCGUGUGCUCGGUGACGAGGGCCAUCAAAUCCCUUCACUUCACCGAGGCGGUGAGUUCAGUACAUCCGGGGGCAUAAUUGCGCUCGAUUGCAAGCAUGAUGAUCACGUCAAGGACGGCAUCCUCGCCGCCGUCAACCAGGCGAGAGACAAGAAUUUGGAUGUCCAGGUAAUUGUCAAGGUCAGCCAUGGCAGUCCAUCCCAGAAGGUCGAGGAGGAGUUGCGGGCACUGAUGGGCCUGGAGGACACUGCUGCCCCCCGCGAGCUCGUAGGUGGUUCUCGCACAGUCAACAACCGCCAAACCUUCAUCAAGUACACAUCCCACUCACCCAAGGAGGGUUCAACCAAGGAGCUCAAUGCACUCCUGGACCGCAUCUGCACAUACAUCAAGGAGACUUUCUUCACUGGCGAUGCCGAGAAAGAUGAAAACCCAGGCCGUUGCCUCAUCGCCGUCAGCCGCGUCCACAUGGUGGAUACGAUCCACUCUGCUCUCACCAAAUUCUUGCAACAGGGGGAUGGAGUCACGGAGGAGGAUGCUACCAGCAUGGUCGGCAAGUGGCACAGUGGUACAAUCGACUCGGAUGCUGCUGCUGCUGGCCUACAGUGGCGUGGUGGCAGUGGACUUGACAAGUUCAACGAUCCCACAUCUAACAUGCUCUUCCUGGUGGCGACUCCCGCCAUCGGCAGUAUCAAUCUGCCCACCGCCACCAAGAUCCUUAUUGCCAAAGUCCCAGACUCUAUCCACGGUUCGGACAAGGCCGCGAGAACGAUGAUGCUAGAUGCGACGAUCGGACGCGACGGCGUCCCGUGCGACGUUACGAUUCUCGUCGAUAACAGGUGGGAUCGCAAUGUCAUCGAAGAGAUGGAGGCGCUUUACAAGGAACAUGAAGUUAUUCCGCCUUCGUCCCUCCAGCGCGGUCCACACCAGCAGCUUGCCCGCAUGCCGCGUAAGGCUCCUCCCCCCAACACCAAGGCGGAUCGCGAGGUCGUCAACAAGAAGAAGGCGCUUGACAAGGCAAAGGACGUUACCCCACCCUCGUCUCUCCAGCAGGCUCCACACCGGAAGCUUUCCCGCAAAUCGCGUGAGGCUCCUCCCCCCGACACCGAGGCGGAUCGCGAGGUCAUCAACGAGAAGAAGGCGCUUGACAAGGCAAAGGACGUUACCCCACCCUCGUCUUCGCGCAUGGCUACCCUGCUAGACGGAAAUUGGGGUUUGCAGAAACCUCCACAACAGCAGAUUGUUCUCGCCUCGCGCGAGCUCCCUCCAACCGACCCGGCAGAUAUUCCAUCGUCGCCACCUGAGUCUGUGGGCCCUUCUACCCUUCAAGCCAACCGCAACGUCAUCGCAACCAUUCCCGAGGUCAUUGCAGAGACCGUCCACGGAGGCGUUGAGGACUUCAUUCGCACAACUGACGUCGCGGGAGUCCCAUUUACGGUAUCAAUCGUGUCGACCGAGAAGCUCUACCUGGCUGGCAACUUCUUGAAUGCAGGUCAGGCGUGGGAGCCCGUGUUGAUGGAGCAGGAGUUCGGUGAUACGGCGGGCGAGACCAAGUCCACCAAGGCGCUCGUUGAGCCUCCAGGCACGUAUCAGUUCAAGUUCGUGACGGAGGGUGGCGUUUGGUUCGUCAACCCGAGCGAGCCCGUGGUGGUUGACGAUGUCGGCAACGAGAACAAUCAGGUCGUGGUCUCGGUCAAGGACGAGUACAUGAUGAGCGGCGGGCUUGGCGAGCAGGUGUAG